This is a messenger RNA of Maniola jurtina (meadow brown), 5749 nucleotides long. RefSeq lists its product as uncharacterized. The record is from RefSeq and is a predicted model, not a curated record. Lineage: Eukaryota; Metazoa; Arthropoda; Insecta; Lepidoptera; Nymphalidae. The coding region runs from base 281 to 5479 and encodes 1732 amino acids. The transcript is spliced from 5 exons.
UUUGCGGUCUAACAUGAGUCGGUACAAGGCGUGACUAUCGUUGAUAGGCGCGUGAGUCCGAGUUGUUAAAACUCGAAGGUUUUGCACGUCAAAACACCGAGGUUUUACUCGAGAGUUGAGACGUUCACGUCACGUUUCACGUAUUUUGUUGAUAAUCAACUAAGUUGUUUUGUUUUUGUGGCGUCUACUUUGCACCGGCUUCGUGGAGAAUGGAGUGUUAUUAGUGAAAAAAGGAUUAUUUCCCAUCCCCGAGUAUCCAGAGUUCGAGGCGGAGCGCGGCAUGUGGUCAACCGCGCUGGACGUGCUACUAACAACAUUGCGUUACAUCGCGCCCGCGACUCUGCUCACUCUCUUCUGGGGACAGCAGAGCUUCCUGUUCAAGCUCCUGAAGUACAUCGACUCGGCUGUCAGACCUUUGAUAUUUUCGAGUGAAGAACAGAAGCAAACUGUGCUACAAUGGCUUGGAGAAGCGGGCCCAGUCCGAGUGGACAAGCUGGAAGUGGUAUGGAGACAUGGCUGGAUACUGUGCGGGGUGCUGGAUGCAGCUCUGCCAGGAGCCUGCGCCGGACACCCGCCCACAAGACUGUCGAUCAAGCAUGCGCAAUCGAUUGCCGAUAAUUAUCUUGGUGUUGACCCGGUAUUUUCCCGUCAAGAGCUCGAAUCAAAUGAUUCUCUAAGCAGACACCAAGAAUGGAAACUAAUAAAUUACUUAGAAAGCGUUCGGUUGGCUUUAUCCAAACUGACACCAUCGACGCCUAAAUCAACAAACUCGCCAGCCCCGCAAACUACCACCGACGAAGAGGUCACACAAUUUACUCUUGACUACAUCGCUAGAGGUUCAGGUCUGGUAGCAGCACAACUCAAUCACAAAAUAUAUUUCAAAAUAUAUCCAACCGCCCAGCAAUCUUUGGAUCCAGGAGAAAUUAAUAUUUUGAUACACGGGCCUAAAAACACUUACGGGACAACCGUUUUACCACCCAUACUGGGGAAAGCUCAGAUGAUAAGACAAAACCUAUUAGGACUGCAGUCUAAAACAUGUUACACUGAAAAAGUUCUACCAAUUACCCAAGGAACCACAUAUCUUCGGUCAUAUGGUAUUAAUGAUAUGAACAAAACAUUUUACAUCCCAAAAACGAAAUAUGACAUAGACAUAGACAUUGAAUUAAAACAUGAUCAUGCUAGAGUUGGUUACAUUGCAAGCUUAGAAGGAAAAUAUGAAAUAUCAAUAACUAGUAAAGGGCAAAACGUGGUGGGUUCGCCGUUCAAGGUAUCUGUCUCAAACAAUAUAGUAGAAAAUCUAGAACGAGACAAUUUUUGUUUAGAAGACGGUGAAGAAAUAGAUAUUGUUGAUGUUAAAACAGACAGAAAAGUAGUUUUGAGAAUUGUAGAUUUUGUUACGGAAAAAAUGCUGCUAAAUGAAAAUGGUACUUUUGAAAAGAUAAGUGAUGAAGAGGCUCGAUAUCUAAUGCAGACUGAAAAAGUAAAUGUUCUAAGCAAACACGUUGAAGAUAGUAUACAAAAAAACAAGGAAGUAAAAAUUAAAACAAUAUCGAAUAACUUUUAUCAAAUAGCAAAACGAGUUUUAACUUUAUGCCGCAUUUGUAAAAUUUUUCAAAACUGUCGUGACAGAAAUCUUAAAAGAAAUGACAAAGAUACUAAUGACUUACGACAAAACCAAGAUAUUCCAGAUAUAUUAAAUUCAACAAUUUAUGAUAGUCAACUCAAGAGUCACACCUUAUUAAAAAACACUAAUAGGAUCAUUGUUCCAGAGAAUAUUUCAGUCUCACUUUUAACUGAACGGCCUAAAACAUUAGUAAAAGAAAAUAAAUUAAUCAACACUUCAGACAUGGAUAUGCAUGAACACAUUGAUAGCCUAGAGAACUACAAUAUAUUAAAAGUAGAUUUUGAAGAUGAUACAAUGUCUAUAGAUACAGUUCAAUCAAAUAAUCCAUUUGUAAAUGACAUAUAUGACCAAAAUUAUACAGUAAAAAAAGGGCUAAGGCCCUUAAUACCGAAGGUAUUCGAAACACAUAAUUCACAAAAUGAACAAACAGAAAAUCUAACAGCAGAGUUAUAUAUCGAUCGUCCGCUUGAAACGAGUAAUCAAAAUAUUAAUCCAUUUAAUGAUGCCACCGAAUUAGAACGACCGAAAACACCAGUCUAUAAAAUAAUUUCUGGAGAGGUGACAAACCGCAAUGAUUCAGUGUACAUCAACCCAGAACAAGCGUUCUUGACCGACGAAAGUACAUGCAGCAGUUUUACAAACCCUUUCCUCAAACAUGAAACUGAAGCCACAGAGUUGUAUGGGGAAAAACCUGAUUUUAUUAUAGGAGCACCAGUUUCUUUACCUCCUGUCAAUUUUGUUCCGUCUGGAAAAACAAAUAUACAAAUAAUGAAGUCAGAAAAGAAAAAUAAAACAAACAAAGAAAACGAAUUAGCGGGUGCUCAUAGUGAAAAGGGUUUUUCAACAAAAGACAGCUCUGUAUUAACAAAAGAGCUCAUGGAUGAUAAUUUUAGCAGUUUAGAUUCAAAUUUGACUCAGGAUAUUAUUAUAAUUCCCCGUACUAGCCCUACUCCUACAACGACCACCCAAUCUCAAUCAAGUAGGGAAACAUCACCCAGAAAAGAAACAUGGGAUUCAGCUUACGUUAGCAUAGACGACAGCAACUGUUUAUCAGAAAACGAAACCUUUAACAAACGAAAGUCACCUUUAUCAGAAGAAUUAUCAAGAAUGGGUCCAGCCGAAAGAGAAAUUUGGCAUAACGAUAGUGAAUUGAAAGAUAUUGCCUAUAUAGACGAAGAUCACAGAUUAUACAAGCAUGAUCUUAAGCGUCCGGAAUUCACGCCAAUAAUUGAAGAGAACGAAAGAAAUAUAACAUCUGAUACGAAGGAUGGUACUUAUGGUAAUAAGACUGAUAUUGAUUCAGUGGCAGCUACAUUUUCCGAACUAAACGAUAUUUAUGACGACCUUUAUUCAAAUUCUGAAAACGUUUCUGUAACUACUACUGGAGACGAUAAAUUGCAAAAUUUAGGGAUUGAUUAUACCCUACAAGGAAACGAUAUUCGUGUCAAUUCGGCAUCUGCAUUAUUAGCAGAUGUGAAGAGACAUGCGAAAAAAUUUGAAGGAGAGAUUUCUGAGGUUCAGGUAAAUGCCACUGAAUCAUUUUCAGUAAGUCCAAGCCUUCAUGCCAAAGGUAAUGCAGAUUACCAAGAACAAAAUAAUAACGAUGAAAUACAGUUUGGUGAUCGAAUAUUACAUUCUAACAUAGUAUUAGAGAAGAAAAAAUAUUGGGACGACAGAAUAAGACAAAUCGAAGCUAAAUCAGAAGAAAUUAGACAGUUUCAAAAUAAACGAAGGUUAACAUCGAAACAUCUAAGACGUAACGAUUCUAUCAGCAAAAGAAGAGGCAAAAAAAUAGUCCAACAUCUUUUGAAGUCUGGUCAGGAUGACUAUGAAAUAUAUACGAAAUCGAAUACCGAAAACAUGGACUUCAUUAAAACACAAAAUUAUGUCGAAAAUAUGAAAACUGCUAAAUUUUCAGAAGAAAAUACAACUGCACCAAAUAAUUAUGAUUUAAUAACUUGUUUUGGAAAAAGAUCAGUGAAAAUUAAAAAGGAAUCAACGAUAGAGUCAUUAAACGAGGUAAAAGAAACCAUCAGUAAAUUUGCUAACGUUGAUAUUACUGAUAAAGGUAGUAAUCAAGUGUCAAAUUCCAUUGCAGAACUAAAGCAAGAAUUAUCCGAGAAGGUUUUUCAAGCCUUUGAAACAAGCCCUAAAAGAUUUUUUGGCACAAGUAGAAAGCAUAUUUUAAAUAAGAUUGAUACGUUUUCAGGGACACCUGAUGUUCAAAAACAAUCAGGGAAAGAUAUCAGAUUUGUGAACCAUGAAAGUGGCCUAGUAUCUAGUAGAAUAUCCAUGUUUCAUAAUAUAUCUCAAUCAGAAGAAUUACCGUAUCCACAAAGAAAAAGUACAUCAAUGCAUAACAUUUCUCAUCAAAGCAGUGAAAGAAACACAUCUUUCGAUCGAAUAAAUAGGGAUUCAAAAGAAGAAGUACAAGAAGACAAGAAAGUUACUAGUGAAAUAUUUCUUGACUGCGCUAAUAAUAAUAAUAAUGUAAAAUUAAACAAGAAUAAUCAAGUCCAGAAUAGUUCUCCUUUGAAAGAAAAAAGGGCUAGAUUAAUAAAAAGUGCAAACAAUAAAAGUUUUGAUGAGACUCUGUGUCCCAAGCGUAAUAAUACUGAUAAUGAAAAUAACUAUGUUAAAAGAACAAUAAAAGGCUUUGAUAAACAAAGCAACUCACAAUUUCAAUCUUCAACAAGUAAAUUAAAAUCUAUCAGUAAAUCAGAAAUGGAUAUAUUUAAUAAGACUACUGCUACAAUAUUGGAUCAAGAUUCAGAUAAACAUAAAUCAUUUGAAGAGUUACCGAAAGUAUCUGUUAAAAACUUCAUAUCACUUUAUGAAGAUGUGUCUAAGACUUCAAAUAAUAAGUCAAGUCCGAUAAAAAUCAUUCACAGUAUGAAGCCUGCAGGGUCCUCGAAUAAUCAAAUUCCUAUCUCUACAGAAGGGACGACGAAUAAAGUCAAUGCUAAUGAGACUUCAGCGCAACAACCAUCAUCAUCAUCAUCGACAGCCCAAUUGCCAAACACUGACACAUCAACAAACGGCAAGAAAAUUUUAACAGAAGACACAUUGGUUAUUUCUACCAAUCAAAAUAUAAAUAGCUCUCUUGAUUUCGAAGAUAAGGAAGGAAAGUACUUAAGCCUUUCAGAUAUAGAUGUAGAAAUCAUAGACAACGAUCGAGAAAAGAAAGCAUCUUCGCCUAAAGGGGAAACGGCACAUCUAGAUUACAAAAAUCGUUUUUCAAAGGCAAAGCAAUUUUUUCAAUCCUUGGAAGAACUUAGGGACGAGAGAAGACUAAAGAAACUUGGUCUGAAUUCUUUUGAAGAUAGCAGCUCUAUUGAAUCUCUUGAUAAUAAUAGACGACGUAAAAGGAGCAAUAUCAAAAAAUCUAAUUCCAUGCCGUCAUCUGAAAUUGCAAAAGCCUGGAACCAGCUGCAAGAGCAGAAAGAAGAAAGUAAGAAAUUAGUUAAGAUAUCCGAAAAGUUUAACGUGGACGAUUUGUUCGAAGACGUCAUGGACGGUAGGCUUAGUCGCCAAGGAAGCUUACGAGGUAUACCCCAUAAAAAGGCUGUUCUUGAAACCUUCAGAUCCAUGGAAAAUAUAUCAGAUUGUAAAUUAAAUUCUUAUGAAAUGGCAGAAUCGCAAUUAAAUGAUUUCGCUAAAGAUAACAAAAUUAAAAACGCACAGACUUACCUAAACGAAUAUCCUUAUUUGCCUACAACAGACCCGUCCAAAUAUCAUUCUAGAUUAGACGUAAAUGCUACAGGCUUAAUAACUUUUAAGGAAUUAAGGAAAAUACCUAGGAGAAAUAGUGUGCCAAACGUAAGAUUAAAUCCAACAUUUACAGCUGAUCUUUGAAAUAAUAGUAAUAAUAAGUCUUUAUCCUGUAAUAAUGAUUAAAUAACAGCAGUAUUUAAGAGUACCUAUAUUUUUUUACAAAAAAUCAGGCUAAUUUUUAAUAACUCACUGACAUUUUCCAUAUCAUUUUAAUAAACGCUUUUAUUAAGUUUUAAUUUUAAGGAAUUGUACAAUUUGUUGUACAGAUGUUGAAUCUUACUAUUCUUAUACUAUUUUUUAAGAAAUUGAUGUGACUAUUUAUUCGAUAUUAAAGUUGCCUAUUUUGUUAAA